UGAGCCUCAAGUCUCAACACAAGUGCAAGUGUCUAACCCACUCAGCAUCGCCGUUACCAAUCGUCAUCAGGAUGAAUAAGCGGAAGCGAGAAGGGUUGGCUUCAAAUUCUGAUAACAUGAGCGAUGCAGAGCGCAUAGUGUAUAACGUAAUUCACAGCAAACAAAACAUGGGGAUUUGGAUGGCAGACAUAAAGCGAGAAACAUCUCUCCCUGAAAGCAUGAUCAAGAAAUCCAUUAAGAUGCUUCAAACCAAGGGUGAAAUCAAGGAGGUUGUUAACAUUAAAAACAAGAGCAGGAAGCACUAUAUGGCGGCCGGUUUCGAACCGGCCGACGAAAUCACGGGUGGGAGUUGGUAUUCAGAAGGAAAACUUGAUCAAGAGUACAUAUUUCGCUUAAGGCAAGUAUGCCUGAAUUACAUCUCCAGGAAUGUCAUCGCGAAUCGCGAUGGCAUUUUGGAGUUCAUCAACCGAGGAGGCUAUUUCUCUGGAACCACAACACAAGAGGUAGAUCAGAUUCUUGGAAAUUUAGUUUUGGAUGAUAAGAUUAUAGAGGUGAAGAGCACUGGUUAUGGGGAUUAUGAGAAAUUCCCUGUUGGUAGAGUUUGUUAUAGGUGCAAAAGCAAAGGAGGUGUUAAUAAUGGUGAAGGAAAAAUUGGUGCCAUGGCUUCAAUUCCAUGUGGAGUUUGUCCAAGAAUUAACUUGUGUUCACCAGAUGGCUAUAUUUCUCCCAAAACUUGUGAGUUUUAUCAGAAAUGGUUGGACUUCUAG
Messenger RNA from Arachis duranensis, 767 nucleotides. Its product is annotated as probable DNA-directed RNA polymerase III subunit rpc6. The transcript is spliced from 2 exons. NCBI's taxonomy places the organism in Eukaryota, Viridiplantae, Streptophyta, Magnoliopsida, Fabales, Fabaceae. Bases 72 to 767 code for a protein of 231 amino acids. Gene Ontology annotation, cellular component: RNA polymerase III complex. Gene Ontology annotation, biological process: transcription by RNA polymerase III. The record is from RefSeq and is a predicted model, not a curated record.